Molecule: messenger RNA, 630 nt
Organism: Lachancea dasiensis
Lineage: Eukaryota; Fungi; Ascomycota; Saccharomycetes; Saccharomycetales; Saccharomycetaceae
Source: the annotation of a GenBank genome assembly
AUGUCUUCACAGCUUUCACUCAAAGGUUCGACAAGGACAGUAACUGAGUUUUUCGAAUACAGCAUCAAUUCAAUACUCUAUCAACGAGCGGUGUAUCCAUCUGAGGAUUUUGUUGCGGUUAGGAAGUAUGACUUGAAUUUGUUGAAGACCCACGACGACGAACUCAAGACAUAUAUAAGACAGAUUCUCCAGCAAGUACAUCGGUGGCUACUAGGGGGAAAAUGUAAUAAAUUGGUUUUAUGUAUUGUGGACAAGCCAAGUUGCGAAAUAGUGGAACGAUGGGAGUUUGACGUUGAACACACCGCACAGGGCACCGAAGAAGGCGCUAAUGGAGACCAAGCGCAGCUGAAUUCCAACCAGGAUGAGACCCAGAAGCAAAUUCGCGCUUUAAUGCGGCAGAUCACUGCAAGCGUUACGUUUCUUCCAGAGCUCGACGACGGGGAAGAUAAUUAUACAUUUAAUGUUCUAGCGUACACGGACGCCAAUGCCAAAGUACCACUCGAAUGGGCAGAUUCUAGUCCUGCAGAAAUAGCAGACAGUGAAAAAGUUCAAUUCAGAAGCUUCUCUACCAAUGAUCAUCAAGUUCGCACGCAGGUUUGCUACCGGGUGCAACCCAGUUCCAAGUCGUGA